AUGUGCGGGAGGAGAAACCCAGUGACUCGGCACAUUAAGGUCCAACUAGGACGAGUGAGACUCGCACACCAGGGCAGUGUGCAGGUGGCCAGGAUCAUCCGCCACCCCAAGUACAGCCUUGAAAUCGGAGUAUCAGAGCUGCUGCCACCACCCUACAAUCUGCAGGAGGUGGAGGUCCCCCUCGUGGCGGAUGAGAUCUGUCAGCAACAAUACGGCAAUGUUAUCAGGGACGACAUGCUGUGUGCCGGGAGCUGGGGCCGGGUCACCUGCCAGGGUGACUCUGGGGGCCCCUUGGUCUGUCAAUGGAGGGGCACCUGGGUCCAGGUAGGGAUCGUGAGCUGGGGAUACAGCUGUGGUCAUCGCGACUUCCCUGGGGUCUAUGCCCGGGUGAUGAGCUACAUUUCUUGCAUCCGGAAGUAUGUCCCUCCGCCCCCUGGAUCCUAG
Molecule: messenger RNA, 444 nt
Organism: Myotis lucifugus (little brown bat)
Lineage: Eukaryota; Metazoa; Chordata; Mammalia; Chiroptera; Vespertilionidae
Product: mastin-like
Exons: 5
Coding region: 1-444 (147 amino acids)
Biological process (GO): proteolysis
Molecular function (GO): serine-type endopeptidase activity
Source: RefSeq, a predicted model, not a curated record